AUGUGCAAAGUGAUCGGAACAUGCAGUUUUGGAAUUCAUAUGAGAAAGGUUGUGUUCACACUGACGGUCGUUUGCAAGAUUCAGAGUCUUGUAGGAGAAUUCUUGUCCAGUACGGACCAAUGCAAGAGAAAACAGACCGAGACAGCCUCCAGAUCACCAAGACAAACAAACUGGAUCCCCCCAAAAGGGCCUAAAAUCAAAUACAACUGCGAUGGGACUUUCAGUAACAAGAUGAGCACAACUCCAGUGGUCAUUGUUGCUAGGAACAAAGAGGGCCAGCUUUUGGAGGGCAGAGCAACCACCAUUCCGAUAGUUUCUAGUUUGUAUUUUGAAGCGGCUGUAGUGAGGGAAACUUGCUUAACAGCAACUACUCUACAAACGGAGAGAGCCAGCAUUGAAAGGAUAUGCUCGCUGAGAGGUUUUGUGGUGGGCGACGCCAAGCGAUGGGUCAGCUGGCCGUGGGCAUCCCAGGAGUGCUGCUUGGUGGCUGUGUGGUGCUUUGGGCGACGCCUCAAGGCUGCUGGGGAGUUGGAUGGGCAGAUUGGGCGACGCCUUGAGGAGGCUGGCAGAUUGGGCGACGCCAUGAGGAAGCUAGUGGGUGCCUUGGGCGUUGGCUGUGGUGGUCCCACCGUUCUAGCACUAGGCCUCAUUUUUUAG
This is a messenger RNA of Ilex paraguariensis (yerba mate), 657 nucleotides long. NCBI's taxonomy places the organism in Eukaryota, Viridiplantae, Streptophyta, Magnoliopsida, Aquifoliales, Aquifoliaceae. The record is from the annotation of a GenBank genome assembly.